GCACUGUGCUCAUUUCCAAAAGCUGCCACCAAGAUCCUCCCAAGAUGAAGGGCUUCUACUUCCUCCUAGUCACCACCAUCUUCCUGAUUAUGAUCCAGAUACAGAGUGGAAUCUUGGAAAACAGUUCCGCACCUACCACCAGUGCCACCGCCAAACCCGCCAAAUUCGCCAGAUCCGCCACCUCUGCCGCCUCUGCCAACUCCGCCAAACCCGCCAAAUUCGCCAGAUCCGCCACCUCCGCCGCCUCCCCCAAACCCGCCAAAUUCGCCAGAUCCGCCACCUCCGCCGCCUCUGCCCACUCCGCCAAACCCGCCAAAUUCGCCAGAUCCGCCACCUCUGCCGCCUCUGCCAACUCCGCCAAACCCGCCAAAUUCGCCAGAUCAGCCACCUCCGCCGCUUCCGCCGCCUCCCCCAAACCCGCCAAAUUUGCCAGGUCAGCCACCUCCGCCGCCUCCCCCAAACCCGCCAAAUUCGCCAGAUCCGCCACCUCCGCCGCCUCCCCCAAACCCGCCAAAUUCGUCAGAUCUGCCACCUCCGCCGCCUCCGCCAACUCCGCUUGA
Molecule: messenger RNA, 560 nt
Organism: Pipistrellus kuhlii (Kuhl's pipistrelle)
Lineage: Eukaryota; Metazoa; Chordata; Mammalia; Chiroptera; Vespertilionidae
Product: translation initiation factor IF-2-like
Exons: 2
Coding region: 45-560 (171 amino acids)
Source: RefSeq, a predicted model, not a curated record